AUGCCACUGCAUUAUGACCCCGAGUUUUACAAGGCGUUGGAGCCGCAGAUCCCUCUUCUGUACGCAAACCCUAAACCUCCAGUCCAUGAUGUGGCCGGCAGACGUGCUCGACUCUCAACACUCCUCGCAGAGAUCCUACCCGGCGUACCAGACACUCCAGAUGUAGAUGUCAGUCUACAUCAGGUGAAGGCACCUGACGGGGCCUCCGUGGCCGUAUCUCGAUACGUCAAAAAGGAUUCGGACUCUGGCAAGAUCCCUGUCCCUGCAAUCCUGGAAAUCCAUGGGGGAGGGAUGAUAUGCGGCGACGUCGCAUCCAUGGACAAAGUCUUGAAAAUGCAGGCAUCCGAGUCCGGGAUCCAGGUGUUUGCCGUCGGCUAUCGUCUAGCUCCUGAGCACAAGGACCCUACGUUGGUCGAGGAUUGUUACGCCGCCCUUGAGUGGAUGAACCAGAAUGCCCAAACGUUCAACAUUGACCCGAAAAGGAUCGCGGUGAAGGGGGGGAGCGCGGGCGGCGGACUCGCUGCUGGAGUGGCUCUGCUGGCACGAGACCGAGGCCUCUCGCCACCACUCGCGAAACAGAUUCUCAUUUCACCCAUGUUGGACGACCGAAACCUCACACCCAACCUGGCUUUGGAGCAAUUCGCGACCUGGAACAAUGAGGACAACAUAACGGGCUGGACCGCGCUGCUGGGAGACCAGGCCGGCGGGGACGGGGUCUCUUGCUAUGCCGCUCCAGCGCGCGUCGAGAGCGUAGAGGGUCUACCCCCGACUUACAUAGACAUUGGCGGGCUGGAUAUCUUUCGCGAUGAGGUUUUCAAGUACGCUGCGAGAAUCGCCGAAGCAAAUAUUCCCAUUGAGUUUCACCUAUAUCCGGGUGUGCCACAUUCGUUCGAGGGGGUGGGAGGAGGUCUUGAGGUGACCAAAAUGGCUAAAGCCAAUAGAUUGAAAGCUAUAAAGGCUUUUUAG
Molecule: messenger RNA, 966 nt
Organism: Exophiala spinifera
Lineage: Eukaryota; Fungi; Ascomycota; Eurotiomycetes; Chaetothyriales; Herpotrichiellaceae
Exons: 1
Coding region: 1-966 (321 amino acids)
Molecular function (GO): hydrolase activity
Source: RefSeq, a predicted model, not a curated record